Molecule: messenger RNA, 1458 nt
Organism: Closterium sp. Yama58-4
Lineage: Eukaryota; Viridiplantae; Streptophyta; Zygnematophyceae; Desmidiales; Closteriaceae
Source: the annotation of a GenBank genome assembly
AUGAGAGAAGGGGUUUCGGUAGAUCCUAGGGACGGAUUGCAAGCAUCUCAGCCAGCCGUGAAUGGCCGGCGAAAGACGUGGAAUCGCCCCGAGGCCAUCGCAGGAGCCGUCGCAGGCAUGGCGACCGUCGCCAUUCUUCACCCCCUUGACAUCGUGCGAACCAGGUUCCAAGUGAAUGACGGGAGGGAUCCCACAAUUCCCCGCUAUCAUGGCGUAGUCAGUGCCAUCACCACCAUCUCCAGAUCCGAGGGCAUGCGAGGCCUGUAUGCAGGCCUCUACCCAUCCAUGGUCGGCUCUUCCCUCUCCUGGGCUCUCUACUUCUUCCUGUACAGCCACGCCAAAGAUCGGUACACAGCUUACUUCAGUGCUAUUACCAGCAGCAGCGGUGGCAACAGCGACAGACAAUGGGGAAGCAGUAGCAGCAAGAGUGACAGGAGACACGAUGGCAGCAGCAGCAGCAGCAGCAGCGGGAGCAGAAACCGGCCUAGCACAGAGAAGAAUAGCAUGACCAUUUCAAUGGAAAGGCUUUCAGAACAACUUGGUGUCUCCACCGUUGCUGCUCCUGAUGCUUCUGGUGAUCGUGGUGGUAGCAGCGACUGCAGGGAGGACAGAUCAAGGGAGGGUUCAACUUCUCGCUCCACCGUUGUUGCUCGUGGUGCUGCAGGAAGAGAAGGAGAAUUGUUGAUCCAGGUGGGGACUACUGGAAGGGAGCAAGGCGGUAGAGCCGGUUCGGGAGCAGAUGCUGAUGUGGAUGGCAGUGGAAGAGGAGCUGUUGCAGCAGGAGAGGUGGAUUCAAGCAGCAAUGUAAGGAGCAACAACGAGAGCAGCAAGAGCAGUGGGGCGGUGGAGGUGGAGAGGGGGGGUGAUAAGACCUGGAGGUCAACGUUGGUGAACCUGGCGGCUGCCACGGAGACUGGCAUUCUGGUCGUGCUACUCACCAACCCCAUCUGGCUCGCCAAGACGCGUCUGCAGCUGCAGGGAGCCGUGGAUCCCAAGGGACCUCACCAUGCACCACCCCCCUGUGCCGUCAGUGCUACCAGUGCCGCCAGUGCUGCCAGCACCCCCAGCACACAGCAGCCACGCCCACCGCCAGCUGCAUGUGCAGCAAGGCCGUCAACAGCAACAGCUGUACCCCAUCAUCAUCCCCGGCAGUACCGAGGCUUUCAUGAUGCCAUAUGGUCUAUUGUGAAGGAGGAGGGCUUCAGAGGGCUGUACAGAGGCAUCGGCCCGAGCCUCAUCUUGAUGCGUCCAAAUGAGGCCGGCCAGCUCAAGUACCGCAACACACGGGAUGCCGUCACCAGCAUGUGGAGGCUCGAGGGCGCACGUGGUUUCUACAAGGGCUUUCUUCCCAACCUGCUGAGAGUCAUGCCUUCUGCGUCCAUCACGUUCGCUGUUUAUGAAGUCAUGCUGCGACUUCUCAAGCCACACCCCGUUGCUCCACCACAAGGCAACUACUGA